UGGAGUCGGCGAGCGAGCGAUGCAGAGAGGAGCGCACCCAUCCAUCCAUCCAUCCGUGUGCGCAUCGUGGUGUGUGUGUGUGUGUAUGUGUGUGUGUUGUGUCGGUGCGCGCUGGAUAGUCGAUCUGGCGUGGUGUCGUUGGUGUACAGACAGGAAAGAAAAGGUGCACACCUGUGUGUAGCUUUUGCUAACUCACUCGCCGUGUCUGUCUGUCUGUCUGUCUGUGUCGCCACUGUCGAAUUCACUCACCCAUUGUAUCUGAUCGAUCAGAUUUUGGCAGGCAGUGUGCAUGCGUCUGGCCAUGAGUGUAGGAAGAUAGAGUGCACGCAUGAGUGGCAUGACCUUACCUUGGUUGGCCGAUCGAUGGAUUGGUGGAUGGAUGGAUGGAUGCAGUUUUGGAGGCGAUGAAAUAAAUGAUUGGUGUCAGUCGGUUUUGCUCGCGAGAUCGAGGUGGAGAGCCUGCAGACAGAGAGCACAGUGAACUGUCCGCACAGAUGGACCGAGACACGUACCUGCACACAGACAGAGUGACAAUGAGUGAGUGGAGUGCAUUGCAUGAGCGCGUCAGUCACUUUUUGAAAUGCAGUCGGUCCGUCGAUCGAUCUCCGUACGUAUACGCACACAUCGAUCAUGUCAUGUGUGUACAGUACUCAAAUCAAUCACAGGCAUUCAUCGAUCAAUCACAGGCACUCAAGACCCACCAGCAUGAUGAAGGCUGCCGCUGCGUGUCUGUGCCUCCUGCUGGUCUUGUGUGAGGGUCUGCUGCCGCCCCGCGCACAAUACGGGCUGCUGACUCGGAUUCGCCGCCGCAAGGCAGUUGGCAAGAAGGCCUUCUUUCCACCACUGACGCCUUGGAUUGCCCGAACACUCAAUCGAGCGUGCAAGACGCAAUUCGGUCUGCCUGCAGCUAGAGACACAGAAAUAAUCAACGACCGAUGUCUCUCUCUCUCUCUCUGUGUGUGUGUGUGUGUGUGUGUGUUUGUGUGUGUGUGUGUGUGUAUGUGUGUGUCAGGCUACGAAAGCACGUACGAUGAGUACUACCGGUAUUGUUUGACUGGUGGAUUCAUCCCCUUAGUCAAGUUCCCUGUCGGUCCGUGAGAUACAGACAGACAGACAGACGGACACGAAGACACAUACCUCAAUCGAUGUGUUGCUGUCCCUUUCAGUGUCUCGUGACACGAUUGACGAGUUGACGGACGCCUGCAACGUCCAGGCCACAAAGCGACGCCUCACUGUGGAUGUGAGCGGACGACGAACAGACACACCAACGUCAAGAGGCUCGAUUGACAUUCCUCCGUGUGUGACUGCAUGCAGUACUACUUCGACACGCAGACGCAGACGUGCCGACCGGCACCGACGGGCGAAGAAACCAAGACGGCCGACUACGUCAAGACACUCCCACUCGAUGUGCAGCAGGACCUCAACACCAAAUGCCGCACUCUCUUCGGCAGCCCGGUUGGUCAUGACACACACAGGCACGUGGGAUUGGUGGACGACGGCUGCGUUUCUGUUUUUGAUGUGUGUGUCCAGUUUUUACUUUUGGAGCACACAGCAGAACCAGUGCAUGCACGCGUGAGCACACCAGUCCACACACAUAUUUCUGCGAGUGCGUCCAGAACUCGCCAGCAAGAGACAUCAGCCCACAUGGAU
Molecule: messenger RNA, 1650 nt
Organism: Vitrella brassicaformis
Lineage: Eukaryota; Vitrellaceae
Source: the annotation of a GenBank genome assembly